Molecule: messenger RNA, 1414 nt
Organism: Drosophila serrata
Lineage: Eukaryota; Metazoa; Arthropoda; Insecta; Diptera; Drosophilidae
Source: RefSeq, a predicted model, not a curated record
UAAAAGGAAACACCAAAGUUUACUGUUUACAAAAGUUUAAAGUGUGUCAACAAAAUGUCAGAUAACACAGAUAACAGCCAGUUCAAUCCCGAUGAAUUGGUGCCACCGAAAUGGCUAAACAAAAACUUCAUCACAGAGGUUCUGCGGAACAAUGAAAUGUCACCUCAACUAGAGGUGAACGAACUUAACGUCUCACCGGUUUGCCUCAAUGGAGAACACUGCGCCAGCCUCAUGUUUCGGGCCAAAGUUAAGUACUCCACAGGAAAAGGUGACUUCGAGAAAUCGCUGAUAGUCAAAACGGAGCCCGAGGAAGAAGGAGAGAAAAAAAGCUUUAUCGGGACGUCCCACAUUUUCAAGACGGAGGUCCGAAUGUACUCCGAGGUGCUGCCUGAAUUUGAAAGAAUCCUUCGCCAGGCAGGAGACCGUACAAAACUAUGUGCGGAUUGCUUAUACUACAGCCUGGAGCCAAACCAGGUGCUAGUCUUUGAGGAUCUUGCGGAGGACGGCUAUUUUAUGCUGAAGGAUCGCGAAGCCACCCUGGAUGAGAUUCAACGCGCCUACUUCAAGAUCGCCAAGAUGCAUGCUGCCAGCCUGAAAGUGCAGCAAGAGAAACCGGAUUUUCUCAAAGGCUUAAACUACGGACUCUUCGAGUUACCAAACUCCAUGGAGAAACCCUUUCUAGAUUUCGGAUUUUCCUGUUUCAUGGAACUUUUGAACGAGGAGCCCGAACUUAAUAAGUACAAGCCCUACUUCGAGGGCAUCGCGGCAAAUUUCCAACAAGGUUUGAAAGAAGAGUGGCAGGAGCUCCGGGAUAAUCCCAGAAAUGAUCAGUACUGGGUGCUCUGCCAUGGAGAUGUCCACCUCCGCAACAUGAUGUUUAAGUACCAAAAGGGAUCCUUCGAGGACUGCUUGCUCGUGGACUUCCAAUUCACCAGUCUUUUCCCACUGACAAUGGAUAUGGUUUACUCCAUAUAUCAGCUCUUGGAGCCCACGUAUCGCUGGAAGCAUUGGGAAGAUAUGAUGAACUAUUACUUCUCUGUCUUCGAGGAUGCUCUUAAGAAAAUCGGUUACAAGGGGGAAAUGCCCACCCAUACUGGAUUCUGGCAGCGCCUGCAAAAGCCCUCGUAUUUCGAGUUCUUCCUGAUGACCAUCUACCUGCCCAUGAUUCCUGCCUUCAGAGAUAAGGGUACGGACUUAGGCGAAAUUCUGAAGAGUAAGGAAGAGCGAAAGAAAUUAUACUUUGUUCAAGAAUACGUUAAGGAAGUGAAAACAUUGCUGGCUCGAUUUGAAAAGAUGGGCUACUAUCAGGUGAAGAUUUAAACAGAUGCUAUUGUGAAUAUAUAGAUAUAUAAGGAUUUUUGUACAAAUCAGUAUUUCCUAAUACUUUAUGUAUUACAAAUUGUAUUUACAUUUA